UUCCACUUUCUCAACCUUUAACUUGUUUCGGCAAAGUCAUGCCUGCCGUUUUCCUCAACGACCCGUGCACAGCACGCCUUCCUGUUUCUUGGCCGGCGGAUCGGAUAAAUGCGAGGAAAAUGCUUGCGAGUCGAACUCGUGAUGUGUAGCGGGGACUUGGUGGGGACGUUAGUUUGGAUGGACUUGGACCUUGUCAUCGACUAAGUCAGUCUCUGUAAACCACUGUAGCGGUGAAGGGCCCUGCGAAUAAAAACGGCGUCCCCUGCAGAGAUCGCGGCGAGGCACUGCCAUGGAUUUCCCAACACUUUGCACCUUUGAGAGUUUCAAGAAAGUCUGGAGCCGCUACGGUUAUUCCAGAGACCUGCGGGACCUGAUAGCUCAGGAGUUCACACGGCUGAAAGGAAUAACGUAUCUGGACCAUGCAGCAGCAACCCUGUACCCAGAGUCACUGGUGAGAGAUUUCUGCCAGGACAUCUCAAGAAAUGUAUACGGUAACCCCCACAGCCGUAGCCCCAGCAGCAGACUGACACAUGACACUGUGGAGCGUGUCAGAUACAGGGUAUUGCAACAUUUCAACACCACCCCUGAGGAAUACUCCGUAAUUUUCGUUUCUGGUUGUACCGAGGCUCUCAAAUUAGUUGCUCUGAGCUUUCCGUGGAGGUCCCGGACUGCAGGCCAGGCCGGGAGUCAUUUCAGCUACCUCACUGACAACCAUACGUCAGUGAUUGGCAUCAGAGGGCUGACCUCUGAGCAGGGUGUAGCUCUCCUCCCAGUGUCACCGCAUGAAGUGGAAAACACAGCCAAGGAAGGGGCUUCAGGGAGAGGUCGUGGUUGCCAGACACCACACCUCUUCUGUUAUCCGGCGCAGAGCAAUUUCUCUGGCAGAAAGUAUCCCCUAAGCCAUGUGAAAGGCAUCCAGGCAAGACGGCUCUACCCGGCCUGUGACCACCCGGGCCGCUGGUUUGUGCUACUCGAUGCUGCCUCUCUUGUCAGCUGCUCCCCUUUAGACCUACAGGAGUGCCCUGCUGAUUUUAUUCCCAUCUCCUUCUACAAGAUGUUUGGUUUCCCUACUGGUCUAGGCGCCCUUCUGAUCCGCAACGACACGGCAGCCAUAUUAAAGAAGGCUUAUUUUGGUGGCGGUACAGCAGCAGCAUAUCUUGCAGGAGAGGAUUAUUACGUGCAAACAGCAAAUAUUUCUGACAGAUUUGAAGAUGGAACCAUAUCAUUCUUGGACAUCAUCGCCCUUAAUCACAGUUUUGAUGCUCUGUACAAGAUCACAGGGGGAAUGGACAACAUCCAGCUGCACACAUUUGGCUUAGCACGCUACACUUACACGGUGCUGUCAAGUCUUUGCCAUGGCAACGGGCGGCCAGUGGCUCAGAUCUACACCGAAGGCCAGUUUGAGAGUCCAAACACACAAGGCGCAAUCCUUAACUUCAACCUGAUGGACUGUCAUGGACAAAUGAUUGGAUACUCUCAGGUGGAUAAACUCGCUAGUCUUUAUGAUAUUCAUGUGCGCACGGGAUGCUUCUGCAACACCGGGGCCUGCCAGUUCUUCCUUGGUAUGACCAAUCAACAGGUUAAGAGAAAUCUACAGGCUGGCCAUGUGUGUGGAGACAGCAUAGACCUGGUGGAUGGCCAACCAACGGGAUCUGUGCGGGUGUCCUUUGGCUAUAUGUCAACCUUUGAAGACUGUCAAAAAUUCCUGAGCUUUGUUGUUGAUUGCUUUGUGGAGAAACCAGUGAAAGUGAACCAAGACAGAAUGCAGAAACUGAAUCAAACCCAAAACUUCAACCAAGAUCCUCCCAUUAAAGUCACUAACCGUACAACUGACCAGGUAGAUGAGAGACAUAAUCCUGUAGUACCAUCAUGGAGUGCAUGUGGAGGCAGCGAGGAAGAUGAAGAUGCAAGAAACCAUGGGGAGGCUAACACUCUGACCAACAUCUAUAUAUAUCCUAUCAAAUCAUGUGGGGCAUUUGAGGUCCAUGACUGGCCAGUAGGACCUUUGGGUCUUUUGUAUGACAGAGGUUGGAUGGUAGUGAAUGGAAAUGGAGUGUGCCUUAGUCAGAAGAGAGAGCCACGCUUAUGCCUUAUUCACCCACAAGUCCGCCUGGACUCAAACAAAUUGCUUCUGCAAACACCAGGGAUGGAUACCAUUUCAGUUCCCCUAGAAAACAAUACUCAGCUGCACACCAGCCAAGAGUUGUGUCAAAGUAGGAUCUGCGGUGACAGGGUGCAGACCGUCGACUGCGGGGAUGAAGCCGCCGCGUGGCUCUCAGAGUUCCUUGGAGAGCCCUGCCGCCUCAUCAGGCAAAGUCCGCAUUUUAUCAGAGACAUGAAAAGGAAGCCGGAUGGAGGGGCCACAUCCACUGCCCUGUCCUUGGUCAAUGAAGCUCAGUAUCUCAUGAUCAACCGCACCAGUGUGGAGUUCAUUCAGAAACAUAUGAGCAGCAGAAACAGAGAGGAAUGUUCUAAUGACCAUCAGCUUCUUGACACAGACAAGCUCAUAAGUCGCUUUAGAGCCAAUUUAGUCGUCACCGGUGUGGAGCCAUUUGAUGAAGACAAUUGGUCAGAUCUGAUUGUUGGGAACACUCGAUUCCAGGUUGCAGGUCGAUGUGAAAGAUGCCAAAUGAUUGGGGUUGACCAGGGCACAGGGAGGAAGACCAAAGAACUGCUGUUGUCUCUUUCUGCCUGUCGCACUGGGAAGGUUAGCCAAAAUGAUUACUGCUGCACCAAGGUGACCUUCGGUGUGUACCUGAACCAUCAUUUUCAAGAGAACUCAUUUGAGGCCAUGACUCUCUCUGUUGGUUCUGUUAUACAGCCAGUGGCAGAUAAUUCUUGCUAAAUUAUCUCUUGUCCACUCUAGCCUUCUAAAUAAAUUAAAAAGAAAACUGGUUUUCUGUGAGUGUUGGAAUACUAGAUCUCUGGAAUACUGAAAUGCCCAAAAAUGUAAUUCAAAUUUCUUCUCAUUGUAGGUUUAUAUAUAUAUGCAAUAUUCUAGUGCUACUUUGAGUAGCUGUUGCAGCUAGAAAAGCGUUAUAUAAAAUGCAACUUGACUUGACCCUGCAGCUUCACAUUUAUUGAUGCGUGUAUGAAUAUUUUCUGCAUUUUUUUUUUUACAUUCAUUGUACAAGCUCCCGGAUGUUUCGCACCACAUUCAGUGCAACAAUACUUUCAAAGACGAGUGUGAGCAAGCGGAUUUCAAAAUUUGUGAUGUGCAAUGUAUAAUUUGAGGGGCUGCAAUGACAAGGUAUAACUACUGAUCUGUGCUUGAGCAAAAGAAAAAAUAAACAAAUAUAUGA
This is a messenger RNA of Lampris incognitus (smalleye Pacific opah), 3302 nucleotides long. RefSeq names its product molybdenum cofactor sulfurase (gene mocos). The transcript has 15 exons. Gene Ontology annotation, biological process: Mo-molybdopterin cofactor biosynthetic process. Bases 290 to 2845 code for a protein of 851 amino acids. The record is from RefSeq and is a predicted model, not a curated record. Lineage: Eukaryota; Metazoa; Chordata; Actinopteri; Lampriformes; Lampridae. Gene Ontology annotation, molecular function: pyridoxal phosphate binding; molybdenum ion binding; molybdenum cofactor sulfurtransferase activity.